GAGAGAGAGAGAGAGAGGGAGAGAGAGAGAGAGAGAGAGAGAGAGCGACAGAGAGAGACAGAGCGCGCGCGAGAGAGAGAGAGAGAGAGAGAGAGAGAGUGUGGAGGAAGAGAUAAGCCUAUUGCUGCUGUGACUGCUGCUCUACCAGAAACAGGGUGACAGCUAAGAAGAUAAUGCCCCAGAAUGUGGUCCUGGAUGGGCCAGCCCCCUGGGGCUUCAGGCUCAAUGGAGGGAAGGACUUCAACCAGCCCCUGACCAUCACCAGGGUGACGCCUGGCAGCAAAGCCUCGCUGGCCAACCUGUGCCCCGGUGACAUCAUCCUGGCCAUAGAGGGUGUGAGUACAGAGUGCAUGACUCACAGCGAGGCCCAGAACAAGAUCAAAGACCCUGCCUCCCGGCUCGGCCUCAAGAUUGAGAGGCCUGAGACCAAAAUGUGGUCACCCCAAGUCACAGAGGAUGGGAAAGCAAACCCAUUCAAGCUCAAUUUAGAGGCAGAACAACAAGAGUUGAAACCUAUCGGUACAGGUCACAACCGACGCGCCCAGCCCUUCAUGGCUGCGGCCACCAUAGACAACGGACGCCAGGUGGUGAGUUCCUCCUACAACACCCCCAUAGGCCUCUACUCCUCAGGCAACAUCCAGGACGCCUUGCACGGACAGCUCCCAGGCCUUGUUCACGAUAAGCAUGAGGGAGCGCCUCUCUAUCUCCUCUUCUGCCUCCUCCUCUUCUGUUUUUUACAGGACCUGGGCUACUUUGAACACAAGUUUAACGUCAGGCCUAAGCUCUUCUUACCUGCAGGCCAAAGUGAGUGCCCUCCUCCGCAAGGCCUGAUGGGAAAUGGCCAUCAGACAGUGGUCACCCUCUCCCCCCCUGACCCUCCCCUGUCUGCUAACUCCGGCACAGACCAACCGCUGGCCCCCAGUGCUCAGUAUAACUCCCCCAUUAACCUGUGCUCUGAGGCCAACGUCUCGGCCGCUCAGCAGCUAGCUCAGGUCACCUCAGUAGAGGAACAGGUCCCUCUAAGUAGUAAGACACUGUCCUCCAUCAAGGAGUCUCAUGUGUACCGGAUGCUCCAGGAUGAUCAGGAUAGGCCACAUGAACCACGUCAGUCAGGCUCCUUUAAGGCUCUGCAGGAACACGUGGAGACUGAUGGAGCAAAGCCGUUGAUUACUAGAAGUGUAAGAGCUCCAGUGACAAAGCCUCCAACACCUGCGGGAUCGCUACAGAAACUACCCCUCUGUGACAAGUGUGGAAACGGCAUAGUAGGCACAGUGGUGAAGGCCAGAGAAAAGUUCCGCCACCCUGGAUGUUUUGUGUGCUCCGACUGCAAAGUCAACCUGAAGCAGAGGGGCUACGUCUUUGUGGAGGGGCAGCUGUACUGCGAGACCCACGCCCGCGCCCGGACGAUACCUCCAGAGGGACACGAUGCCAUUGCCGUUUACCCCACGGCUUGAGACCAGUGGACCGGGAAAUGCACAGACCUGUCCAAAUGGAGCAAGAACUGUAACUUGCCACUCCCCUUCUCAUACAGAAUAUUUCAGGACAAAGUACAUGAUAUAUGGUUUCACAAGCUGCACUGUGGAUAGAUAGGCCAUACUACAGUGGCGUUCAUCAACGUAACACCCUGAACUGAACAUAUCAAUAUCUGUGGACAUUAUGAUGCAAUUGUGAAUUUGCUUAUCACCGUCAAAAACGCAACCAUUUAUCUUUUUAAAAAGGAAUAUGUUUGUUAUGCCUUGUGAAUACCAACUGUGCCUUGUGAUUUAAAGGUUUUCUGAAUUUGUUACCAUUGGUAAUAAAAAAAGAAGACAAACAUAUUA
This is a messenger RNA of Oncorhynchus kisutch (coho salmon), 1820 nucleotides long. It is a transcript of the gene pdlim3b, whose product is annotated as PDZ and LIM domain 3b. The record is from RefSeq and is a predicted model, not a curated record. Gene Ontology annotation, cellular component: filamentous actin; Z disc; stress fiber. Gene Ontology annotation, molecular function: muscle alpha-actinin binding; actin binding. Gene Ontology annotation, biological process: muscle structure development; heart development; actin cytoskeleton organization. NCBI's taxonomy places the organism in Eukaryota, Metazoa, Chordata, Actinopteri, Salmoniformes, Salmonidae. Bases 174 to 1454 code for a protein of 426 amino acids. The transcript has 9 exons.